UAUCAAUAAUUUUUAUAUGUUUUAACGACCUAAGUAGGCUUGCGUGGAAGAGAAGCGGGCACAGGGUGGGUGUUUCAGAAGAGGAUGUUCGGGUAGUGGUCUUGAGCCGAGCGUGUUCCAGCCUUACCCUACUUUCGGGGCUCACAUUUUACCUGAAGAGCACCAUUUUUUAUCAGGGUGGGUUACCAACAAGCAACAACGGACGGGCAGAGGAGCCAGGGGGGUGCUUCUCGCUCCGUGGGAGGAAGGGACGACUUGCGUUCCCUAUCCAGCAGCAAAAGGCGAUGGAUCCCUCCUUCUAGCUUGAGACGAGAUGCACUUACCCCAGACAACAAAUAUGACCUCACUUUCCGAAAGGUUCGAGGAGUUCUCAACAAACUCACUCCUGAGAAGUUCAAUAAGCUAAGCAAUGACAUCCUAAAUAUAGGCCUUGAUUCCACCACAGUUCUCAAAGGUGUCAUUUUGUUGAUCUUUGAGAAGGCCCUUGAUGAACCGAAAUAUUGUUCUAUGUAUGCACAGCUGUGCAAACGGCUGUCAGAAGAGGCUCCAAACUUUGAUCCACCCGACGGACCUUGUACUUAUAACCGCUUACUGUUGAGCAAGUGUCAGGAUGAGUUUGAGCGCCGACGCCGUGCCUCUGAGGCAUGGGAUGGGGCAGAUGGGGCAACUCUUACACCUGAACAAUAUGAAGAACGAGCAGCAGCAAAGCGCAAAAUGGUCGGCAACCUUCGUUUCAUUGGUGAACUGGGCAAGUUGGAGAUCAUUCAUGAGUCCAUUCUUCAUCGUUGCAUCCAACAGCUGUUGGAGAAACGUAGGCGUAGACCAGUGGUUGACUUGGCUGAGGAUUUGGAGUGUCUGUGCCAGAUAAUGAAGACAUGUGGGAAGGUGCUGGACAAGCCCAAGGCUAAGCCCUUAAUGGACCAGUACUUUGAACGCAUGUACCAGCUGAGCAGCAGUGUGGAACUCCUAGCAAGGAUCCGCUUCAUGCUGCAGGAUGUGCUGGAUUUGCGUGCUGCUAACUGGGUGCCACGCAAGGUAGCCCAGGUGGAUGGUCCUCGUACCAUUCGUCAGGUGCGGGAGGAAGCAGCGCACGACCUUGGUGUUUACAUCCCACCACCCUCAUCACAUGGACCUCCGCGGUCCUCUGGUCCCAUGUCUCCUUUAGCUGGUGUCUCAUCCUUUUUCCCACCGCCGGGAGGGAAUCGCACAGGCAUGGAGGAUGUGUUUAUGGGAGCAGUGACACUAGGAACAGGUCCAGGAGUCAUUUCUUCACAGCCUGACAAGUAUGGAUAUGACUCGAAUGGAUAUGGCUCAAAUGUGAGUGGAGGAGGUGGAUACAGGCCACGACAGCAACAAGGAUACUUUCCUCAGAAUAAACACUUCAACAACCAGAACUUCAGUAGACAGCAACAGAACAAUCAGUAUAACCAGCAACAGAAUUAUAACAACAUAGCUACAAAAGAUCUGCCUCCUCGAUUCAAGAAGAUUUUAAGUGUGUCCAAUACCAGCGGUUCAGGCAGUUCCGAUGGGGAGGUGUCCCUUCGUCCUGCCCCCUCCAGCAUGAUGCUCAAACCCAAGACACCUGGGAUACUUCCCCAGAGUGCCUUGGGGACUCAGCAAAGUAAUGACCACCAUCACUCAAACUUGCCACUGGCUCCUCAAGCCCAGGCACCAAACCAGAAGCCCAACCCACCCCACCUCCACAAAGAUCCACCUAUACUCAUCAAGCAAGCAUCAACUGAUAAAGCACGUGACAAGAAGAAAGAUAGGGGCCCAAGCCGUGAAGAGUGGCUUCGUCGAGUGAAGAAUGUCUAUGAAGAGUUUCUGAAGGAACAAAAUUUGGAUGAAGCUGUAGAAAAUUAUAGAUGUUUGAAGGUGCCUGAACGCUUCACUGCUGAAACUGUCCAUGCCACUAUCAAUUAUUUAUUGACUUUGGAGGAGAGCAACCGAGAACUUGGGGCUCAGUUGAUUGAGAGGCUCCGUUCAGAGGGCCUCAUUAAUGUGGAUCGUCUUUUUGAUGGUGUGAAACUGGUUCUUGGUAGGCUCGAUGACCUGGUGACAGAUGUUCCUCGGGUCAAAUCCCACAUGGCUGGAAUCUUGGGUUACUUGGUUGGGUCAGGCACUCUAGCCUUGGCUGAUGUAGCAGAACCACUGGAAGGGGGACAACAUUUCCCUCUCUUCUUGCUCACUCUUCAGACCCUGCACAAACUUCAUGGAAAGAUGAAAUUGACUCAGAUCUUUAAUGAUAGCAAGGUGAAUCUUCUCAAUCUUCUGCCGGAAUCGGAUCGGACAAAGGAAAAGCUGGCAGAUCUUCUGGAGGACCGUGACUUGUCCUUCCUUUUCCCACUUUUGAGGAUCCAGUCUGAUUUGUGGCGAGCCCUUGUUUCAGACCCAACACCCCACACACUCUACAAGUACAUCAAGGACACACUGGAUGUGGAACACCAUACUGCUCCAGGGUUUAUUAAUGCUUUGAUGACAGUAUUGGUGAAAUACAUAACACAGGAAACCACUUUGGCCUCUGGAUGUGAUCCAACUGUGAUUCCAGAGAAACUUGUUACAGAACAAGAACAAGAACUUUUGGCAAAGUUCAAACCUGUUCUUCAGGCUUUCCUGCAUGAUCAUCUGCAGCUUCAGGUUACAGCUGUAUAUGCUCUACAAGUGUUCACAUACACUCACAACUUCCCCAAAGGGAUGUUAUUGAGAUGGUUUGUGAAUCUGUAUGAUUUAGAGAUCAUAGAAGAAGACGCAUUCUUGACUUGGAAGGAAGACCUGAGCCAGGACUAUCCCGGCAAAGGAAAGGCACUCUUCCAGGUUAAUCAGUGGCUUACUUGGCUGCAAGAGACUGAAGAGGAUGAUGAGGAAGAGGAGGAUGCUCAAUGAUAAAUGCCAAGGAGAAGUAUUCAUGACAGACGAACUAAGUUUUGGUGAAUGUAAAUGAUUGUGCAGCCAAGGGAGGAAAGGACUUACGUCUGUUGCGCCACGAUAAGAGUUACACCAGCAAAAGAAAUGAACUUAAUGAUUCUAAGUCCUUGCUCUAAGGAGACUGUCCUGUUUCUAAAGCUUCUUGGGUAUUUAGUCUUGUAUUCUAUACUGUUGCUGUUAUAUGCAUGCCUUUUGAGGCAGAGACAGCCAGAACUCCUGGGAACAAGGCUAUAAGCAGUGCUGUGGUAAGAGGUUACUAUCGAUUAGGUCACAUGAAGAUGGAAUUGAAGCAAAAACUGUGGAAAACACUGAGCUUAAGCCUCUGAAGGCUGAUCUUAGAGAGUCUUGGCUAACACCAAAGUGUUCUGAAUACAUGUCAUAUCUAUCGAUGAAAGUAAUUCAGAAAAGACUUCAACAAAAAAAAAAAAAAAGAGGAAAAUGCCAAAAAACUGAAAUGAUGCCUUAGUGUUGUAUGAGUUUGCUACAUAAUCUUAUAGUCCAAGUUUAACUGCUUCUUCAGCUAUAUCACUUAAUGUUAUUCGUAAUAUAUUAGUCACCACAUCAUAUAACUUU
Molecule: messenger RNA, 3498 nt
Organism: Scylla paramamosain (green mud crab)
Lineage: Eukaryota; Metazoa; Arthropoda; Malacostraca; Decapoda; Portunidae
Product: eukaryotic translation initiation factor 4 gamma 2-like
Exons: 19
Coding region: 508-2883 (791 amino acids)
Cellular component (GO): eukaryotic translation initiation factor 4F complex
Molecular function (GO): translation initiation factor activity; protein binding; mRNA binding
Source: RefSeq, a predicted model, not a curated record